Messenger RNA from Fragaria vesca subsp. vesca, 1579 nucleotides. RefSeq names its product lysM domain receptor-like kinase 3-like. Gene Ontology annotation, molecular function: protein kinase activity; ATP binding. Gene Ontology annotation, biological process: protein phosphorylation. The record is from RefSeq and is a predicted model, not a curated record. Lineage: Eukaryota; Viridiplantae; Streptophyta; Magnoliopsida; Rosales; Rosaceae. The transcript has a single exon. The coding region runs from base 84 to 1373 and encodes 429 amino acids.
AGAAACCCACGGCAGCAGUAACCAUCAAUCAUCAAAGAUCUCACCAAUAAUCUCCACCCAAUAAAACCACCACCUUCCUCCAUAUGUGCAAGAACAAAAUGGCCGUCGACGCCGCCCAGCCCACCUCCUCACCUCGACCCACAACCUCCGAAUCCACCCGGAUCCAGACCCGACCCACCUUCACCUCCUCCUCCUCCCUCCCUCCCUCCGGCCCCUCCACUUCCACCUCAAACACAAGCUACAAGCUCUCCUCCACCGCCUCCACCUCCAGCCAAACAUCCCUCGGCAGCUUCCGCCUCUCCCUCCCGGAAAACCCAAACCUCUACGACUUCUCCGAAAUCCGCGCCGCCACCAACAACUUCCUCGCCAAGCGCCUCACCUCCUCCUCCUCCAGCCCCUCGUGGCGCUGCACCCUCCGCGGCAAAGACACCGUCGUCUUCCAACGCAAGUUCCGCCGCAAGCUCCCAACCCAAGAACUCAAGAACCGCCUCUCCAUGCUCUGCCGCAGCCACCACACCUCCAUCAUCAAGCUCCUUGGCGCCUCCGUCUCCGGCGACAACCUAUUCUUGGUUUACGAAUUCGUGCCUAACUCCGCCAGCCUCGCCGCUUGUUUGCGGAACAAGAACAACCCCGACUUCACCGUCCUGUCGACUUGGGUCUCCAGAAUGCAGGUCGCCGCCGACCUGGCACAGGGACUGGAUUACGUUCACAACAACACGGGGCUGAAUAUCACAAUCGUGCACAAUCGCAUCAAAAGCAGCAGCGUCUUGGUCACCGAGCCUAGUUGCAACGCCAGAAUCUGCCAUUUCGGGACGGCCCAGUUGUGCGGCGAGGCCGAUUUCCAUACCCAGAUGGAUUCGAAGCCCAAAUCUGCCGGUGAGAUCAUUGAGGUCAGUGAGGAAAUGGGAAUGGGUCGGAGCCCGAAGUCGAAACGGGGCCCCCAAUUCGAGGGACAGAGAGGGUACAUGUCGCCGGAGUUUCAGACCAGCGGCGUCGCCACCCAAAAGUCCGACGUGUACGCAUUCGGGUUGGUGAUUCUGGAGCUGUUGUCGGGUCAGGAGCCGUUGAAGUACAAGUUCGAUAAGACCCGCGGUGAUUUUAUCAGCACCACAGUAGUUGACUCCGCCCGAGCCGCCGUCGCCAGCGGCGGUUUGAGGACUUGGAUGGAUAGCAGGAUGAAGGACUCGUUUCCGGUGGAGGUUGCCGAGAAGCUGACACGUGUGGCGCUGGAGUGCGUACACGUGGACCCGGAUAAGCGACCCAGCAUGGGACGCGUGGCGGGGAAGAUCUCCAAGUUUUACUUGGAAUCCCGGACUUGGUCGGAGAAGUUUAGUGUUCCCACCGGAAUUUCAAUCUCGCUUGGUCCGAGAUGAUGACAGGAAUUUUGGUUGUUUUUCUAACUUUUGUAAUUAUUUAAAUACUAGGGUUCUAAAAUUUGAGAGCGACAUAAGUAGCUAUUGAACGUACUGACAGUGAUAUUGUGAUUUGAUAAUGAGAGGAGUUGGAAAUGUUGGACAUGGUUGAUAGUUGAGCAAGGCUGCUACCAAUAGAAUAUUAACAUGGAUUGGAUUGGAAUGAC